AUGGCGGACGAAGAAGAGGACCCUCCUUUUGAAGAAGAUACUGAGGAGGCUGGAGGAGGCCCAGAUGGUGCACAGGGGAAAAGGAAAAGGCUGUUCUCCAAGGAAUUAAGAUGUAUGAUGUAUGGAUUUGGAGAUGACCAGAAUCCUUACACAGAGUCAGUGGAUAUUCUUGAAGACUUGGUUAUAGAAUUCAUCACAGAAAUGACCCACAAAGCAAUGUCAAUUGGACGGCAAGGUCGAGUACAGGUUGAAGAUAUUGUCUUCCUGAUCCGUAAAGACCCACGGAAGUUUGCUCGUGUGAAAGACUUGUUAACAAUGAAUGAAGAACUGAAACGGGCCAGAAAGGCAUUUGAUGAAGCAAACUAUGGAUCUUAAGGCAUCAUGUGAUGCAGAUGGGUGGUAUGUGCAGAAUGCUGAGGGAGAAAGACCCAUAACAGGUGCUAACAUGUUUGGAUAUUGCCGCUACUAGAAGACAAACCAACACUUUGUUUUGUAAAUGUUAAUUCACUGGGGGGAACUUUGUAACUGGAACAAUUGUUUUGUUUUUUGAGGGUUGUUUUGCUUAGUUACUGUAAAGAUACACUUUGUAUAUCUGAUUCAAUUUAUGAAUUGCUUCCCAUUAAUGUUAUUUCACAGUAAAUACUAGUGAUUUGGAAUUCUUAAUGAAUAUGAAUAAACACUUUCACCCAUGCAUCUCUUGUAAUGGGGAAACCAA
This is a messenger RNA of Podarcis muralis (Common wall lizard), 715 nucleotides long. It is a transcript of the gene TAF13, whose product is annotated as TATA-box binding protein associated factor 13. Lineage: Eukaryota; Metazoa; Chordata; Lepidosauria; Squamata; Lacertidae. Gene Ontology annotation, cellular component: transcription factor TFIID complex. The record is from RefSeq and is a predicted model, not a curated record. Gene Ontology annotation, molecular function: protein heterodimerization activity. Gene Ontology annotation, biological process: transcription by RNA polymerase II.